Trichomycterus rosablanca is the source of this 3150-nucleotide messenger RNA. It is a transcript of the gene cpt2, whose product is annotated as carnitine palmitoyltransferase 2. NCBI's taxonomy places the organism in Eukaryota, Metazoa, Chordata, Actinopteri, Siluriformes, Trichomycteridae. Gene Ontology annotation, cellular component: mitochondrion. The transcript has 7 exons. The coding region runs from base 342 to 2354 and encodes 670 amino acids. Gene Ontology annotation, biological process: fatty acid beta-oxidation. The record is from RefSeq and is a predicted model, not a curated record. Gene Ontology annotation, molecular function: carnitine O-palmitoyltransferase activity.
UAAGUCAUGUACUAUACAUGGAAAUGUCCAGAUUAAUAUAAACACUAAUCCUAAUCAUUAAGCGGGUGUUUCGUCCAAGAAAUAGUGUAAUAGUGUUUGUGGAGGAAUGUUUAUUGCGAAUGUUACGUUCGCCCUCAUGUUGCCUAGCAACACUGUUAAGAACUACCUGAUUUCGCGGAAGAAUGCUUUUUUAAAACAGAGAAACUGGCUUAAGAGUUGCAGAAUGGCGCUGGCAAGCAGUUACAUGAGAAGCUUGUAGCACAGGACAAGAACAACAAGCACACCAGCUAUAUUUCAGGCAGUGUCUCAUCAUCUAACUACUUGUUCAACUAGCUGAAAACAUGGCUUUACUCUUCUCUACUCAACUACAUUCAACCCUACAACCUAUGAGGCUGAGGACUACAUUAGCAUGUUCAGCUCUAAGCACAACAGCUCGUCGUAAAUACAGCAGUAAAAAUGGAGCAGGAUGUGAAUAUCUGCACAGGAGUGUUGUUCCAACCAUGCACUAUCAGAAGAGUUUACCCAGAUUACCAGUUCCGAAGCUGGAGGACACAAUACAGAGAUAUUUGGCAGCUCAACAACCUUUGCUGAAUCAGGAACAGUACAGUAAAACAGAGAAACUGGCUCAAGAGUUCCAGAAUGGCACUGGCAAGCAGUUACAUGAGGAGCUUGUAGCACAGGACAAGAGCAACAAGCACACCAGCUAUAUUUCAGCUCCAUGGUUUGACAUGUACCUGUCUGCCCGUGAAUCUGUGGUACUGAACUUUAACCCUUUCAUGUCCUUCAAUCCCGACCCCAAACCUGAGUACAAUGACCAGCUUGUUCGGGCCUCCAACAUGGUGUGCUCUGCAGUGCGGUUUAUGAAGACUUUGCGUGCUGGUCUCCUGGAACCAGAGGUCUUUCACCUCAACCCUGCUAAGAGCAAUACUGACUCAUUCAAGAAGUUAAUUCGAUGGGUACCGUCUUCCAUCUCAUGGUUUGGGGCCUACAUGGUAAAUGCCUAUCCGCUGGAUAUGUCCCAGUAUUUCCGUCUUUUUAACUCUACACGUAUACCCAAAAACCAGCGAGAUGAGCUUUUUACCGACCAGAAAGGCCGACACGUGCUGGUCAUGAGAAAAGGCAACAUGUAUGUAUUUGAUGCUCUAGACAGGGAUGGUAAUCUGGUAAAGCCUUCAGAGAUCUUGUCCCACCUCAAAUACGUCCUGGCAGACUCGACACCGGCUCCUGCUUUUCCUCUGGGUGUUUUGACAAGUGAGAACAGAGACGUCUGGGCUGGGCUAAGAAAAAAGCUUCUAGAAGCAGGGAAUGGUGAGGCUCUAGGGUUGGUGGACAAUGCUUUGUUCUGCUUGUGUCUUGAUGAAGAGGAGAUGCGUGACCACAUUCAUAUCUCACACAACAUGCUUCAUGGUGAUGGCUGCAACCGCUGGUAUGAUAAGUCAUUUAGUAUCAUCCUGGCCAAGGAUGGACAGGCAGCCAUUAAUUUUGAGCACUCAUGGGGUGACGGUGUAGCUGUUCUGCGCUUUCAAAAUGAAGUCUUUAAAGACACCACAGAGAAGCCACUGGUUGGUCCUGGAACCCAGCCUGCUGCUGUAGAUUCAGCAUCUGCUGUUCGCAGGCUGGAAUUCAAGUUUAACGGAGAAUUGGAACAAGGAAUACAAAAAGCUAAAGAGAACUUUAAUGCUGCUAUUUCUAAGCUCACAAUCGAUGCCAUGGAGUUCAAGAAAGGAGGAAAAGAGCAGCUAAAGAAGAAGAAGCUUAGUCCAGAUGCCAUUGCACAGCUGGCUUUUCAGAUGGGAUUCCUGCGGCAGUAUGGGCAGACUGUAGCUACAUACGAGUCCUGCAGCACCGCGGCCUUCAAACAUGGGCGCACUGAGACCAUCCGACCUGCAAGCGUUCAUACACAACGUUGUGCCCAAGCUUUCGUUCAACAACCAGACCAGCACAGCGUGGAGCAGCUUCUGGGCCUGUUAGAUGCCUGUUCCAAAUAUCAUGGUCAACUCACCAAAGAGGCAGCCAUGGGACAAGGAUUUGACAGGCACCUCUUUGCCAUGCGCUACUUGGCUAAUUCUAAAGGAAUGGCAUUGCCCAGUCUGUUCCAGGACCCAGCAUAUGCUGCAAUAAACCACAACAUUCUGUCCACCAGCACGCUCACUAGCCCUGCUGUCAGUUUGGGGGGCUUCGCCCCUGUGGUGCCAGACGGUUUCGGAGUGGGCUACGGUGUUCAUGAUGACUGGAUCGGGUGCAACGUGUCCAGCUACCCCUCCAGGAACGUCAAGGAGUUUCUCAAAUGUGUUCAUAAGUCACUGGAGGACAUUUUUACUGUUAUUGAAGGAAAGCCAAUCAAAUCUGGUUAAGUGUACUUCAGGGUUAACACUCACUAAAAUGUGAAAGGAUACUUAAGGUUUAAUCACUAGAAAAUGUUCUAGACUAACUUAAUGAUUCACAAUUGUGAUGUCAAUCAAGGCAAGUGAAGCAGGUUUUGUUGUUGACUCAUAAAAGCAAGGGCUUCAUUUCUCACUUACCAUUUUAGCAAUCAUAGAAUAAAAAAAUCCUACCAAUGCUAGACUUAAAAGUUCCAGAAUGUAAUGCUGCUGUGACAAAGCUGAGUUGAUUUGCAUGUAUUUGGAAACUGAUUUUGCUGGUUAGCUAAAACAAGGUCAUGAAACAAAUCUUGGAUGUUUAGAUAUGUGUGAUUCAGUGUUGAUGUAGGACAGGUUAGAAUCUUCUUUCCACUCCGGAUGACUUUAAUGUUUAGGCCCUUGUGCUCAGUUUGUUCACUUUAACCUUAAAAUAUGCUAACAAGCUUGUUAGGAAAAUUAUCUGGAUUAAUUAAAAUGUCUUAUAGUCGGUUAUUAGCACUUAUAAGUUCACAAUUUAGAUUUAGGGAUCUUUGGCAAGGUCAAAGAUCAACAUUUGCCAAAGUUAUGAGCAAAGAUACACAGGCCUCUUGUACUGAUUGUAUAUAUAUUUACUCAAUGUGAAAUAAUAACGUGUUUAAAUAAUGUAAAACAUUUAAGCCCAGCUAGAAAUUCAUCUCUAUACGGUUUGGUAACAUUUGUUCUGCUAUGUACACCCGAGCAAUACUUUUGUGCAUUUAAGGUUGCAGUGAUUGUAAUUAAUAGAAUUAAAAUAAUUACUUAUUUGUUGAAA